AUGACGGAGCGGGAACGCAAGAGUCGUCGAAACAAAAGAGUAUAUAUCCCGAACAAACGCGUGUUCUCCGCCCCGCUCGCCGUUCGACAAAGGGGAGGACGACAGAAAGGGUGGAAGCGUCGCGGCCUACUCUUUUCAGCUUCCUCUCGAGAAGUCGCUACUCGCUGGGAUCGGAAACACAACGGUUUCUUGAUGUGCCCACACGCGCUCUCAGACGUAAGAACGCGCCUUCACACCAACACGCGUUUCUUCGGUGCAUAUUGGCAUUCGUCGCGCGGAAAAGGAGUUGUGGGUCCGACGGAUUGGGCCGGUCCGGAUGACAUGUGGUGGGCAUGA
Cyclocybe aegerita is the source of this 336-nucleotide messenger RNA. The record is from the annotation of a GenBank genome assembly. Lineage: Eukaryota; Fungi; Basidiomycota; Agaricomycetes; Agaricales; Hemipholiotaceae.